AUGUCCGACGAAGAUCCCGCCGGCGGACCCCCGCUGCCGCCGCCAUUGCAGCAGGAUUCAGCUGAGGAUCGCGUUCUUACUGAAGAUGUUAUAUCGAGUUGCAAAACUUUCAAGAAUCAACUGAUGGAGUUUAUACAGAAGGAGCGAAUUCCUUCACCUGUUUACGAGACGACCAAAGAAGGUCCCUCGCAUAAACCUAUCUUUCAUUCAACAGUGAUAGUGAAUGAAGUACGUUAUAGCUCUCUUCUUGGCUUUGGAAGUCGUAAAGCAGCAGAGCAGUCAGCAGCACGGACAGCCCUCUUGGAGCUAGCUAAAUCUGGUCAAGGCGAUUGUAGCAUUUCUCAACCAGUUCAUGACACCGGGCUAUGUAAGACCCUGAUUCAGGAAUAUGCUCAGAAGAUGAGUCUUGGGAAUCCUUUGUACGAGCAUCAAAAACAUCCUGGAAAUGUCUUUCAAUGUUCUGUGGUGAUUGGAUCGAGGAGGUAUCUUGGAGAGGUGGCACCAUCCAAAAAAGUAGCUGAGAAAAAGGCUGCAAGAGUAGCUUGGCUUGCUAUUAAGGAAGGACCUGCAGAGGUAUCCAAUCACUCAGCUGAGAAGUCCUUGGUGACAGUAAGUCUUAGCAGGAAGAGGGUAUUGGAAGCCCCGAGUAUCCCAAACGAGACAACCAACACCAGUCCCCAGGCUAAGAAGGCUCGAUCCAGAAAGAAACAUCAUGGGAAGAAGAAGAAGAAGCCUGAGAGUCAAUUACCAGAAAGUGGACCAAGUGAACAUACUAGCAGUGAUUGUCAUUUUGAAGAUGGUGACCCUGGAGCGGCAUUGGAACAGAUGAAUGUCAGCAUUUCAACACACGGACUCCAGCCACCGUCUUCGUCGCAGCUGGAUUCAGCUGGUGAUCGCGCUCGUACUCAAGAUGGUAUAUUGAGUUGCAAAAACUUUAAGAGUCAACUUCAGGAAUAUGCUCAGAAGAUGAGUCUUGCGGAUCCUCUGUACCAACUUGAAGACCAUCGUAGACAUGGUUACCAAUAUUCUGUAGUGAUUGGGUGGAGGAGGUACCUUGGAGAAGUGGCAACAUCCAUAGAAGAAGCAGAGAUAAAAGCUGCAAGAACAGCUUGGCAUGCUAUUAAGAAAGGACAUACAGUGGUACCAGAUAGAUCAACUGAGAAGUCCUUGCCGGCAGCAAGUCUUAGCAGGAAGAAAGAUGAGGACUGUAGUUUGAUUACAGCUGAAAGUAAAGUCCACGUCUUCCAAGCUAAAGACACAUCCAAGGAGAGGAACUCUGGCAUUCGGAAAAUGUUGGCUAAAUUGAAAGAGGGUGUAGAGAAAGAUGCGAACUGUAGUUGGAUCACGGCUCAAGGUAAAGUCCACGCCUUCGAUUCUAAAGACACAUCCCAUGAGAGGAACUCCGACAUUCAGAAAAUGCUGGCUAAACUGAAAGAGGAUGUCGAAGCUGCUGGCUACGUCUCGGACACCAGUCCUGCUCCCGAUGUUUCAGAAGACAAAGAAGAGAGAUCGGCCGAAGCUUGGCAGCACAGUGAGAAAAUCUCUCUGGCAUUCGGACUCAUAUCCAUCCCUCCUGGACUACCCAUAAGCAUUCUUAACAAUCUGAGCAUCUGUGGUGAUUGUCACAACACCUUCAAAAAUGUCCGACGGACAACAUUCCGGCCGGCCCCGGGCGUCGUCGUCGCAGCAGGUGUAUCGAGUUGUUACAUCUUCAAGAGUCGAUUACAAGAGUAUGCACAAAAGGCAGGAUUUCCUACACCUGUAUAUGAGACAACCAAAGAAGGCCUUCCUCAUGAACCUUUCUUCAAGUCAACGGUAAUAGUCAACGAAGUGAGAUAUGACUCGCUUCUUGGAUUUAUAAAUCGUAAAGCAGCGGAGCAUUCAGCUGCAGAGGUGGCCCUCUUGGAGUUAACUAAAUCUGGUCAAGUGAAUUGUAGGAUUUCUCAACCAGUACAUGAAACUGGGCUCUGUAAGAACCUGCUUCAGGAAUAUGCUCUGAAGAUGGGUUACGCGAAUCCUUUGUACCAGCAUGAAAAACUGGAAACACGAAAACAUCAAUGUGGUUACCAAUGUUCCGUAAUGAUUGGAGGGACAAAGUACAUUGGAGCAGUGGCAACAUCCAAAAAAGAAGCAGAGAUAAAAGCUGCGAGAAUUGCCUGGUUUGCUAUUAAGGAAAGUAGUAUAGAGUUAUCUGAAAGAUCAACUGAGAAUGCUAUGCUGACAGUAAUUCCUAGCAGGAAGAGGGUGUUGGAAGCUCCAAGUGUCCCAAUGGAGACAACCACCACCGCUCCCAAAGCAAAGAAGGCACGAUUCAAUAAGAAAAUGCCUAGCAAAAGAUGGCAUGGGAAGAAGAAGCCCACGAGUCAAGUACCAGAAAGUGGCCCAAGUGGACCUAUUAGUAAUGCUUGUCAUUCUGCAGAUGGUCAACCUGGAGCACAGUGUCAACACAUGGCUGUCGGUGGGCAGGCACAGUGCCAAUAUCCAAGAGGAAUGGAAGGUGCUCUAGGAGAAAGCAUCAACAGCAAUCCUACUCUAGACAAUAAAAAUCUGAUGUUGCAACAAAUGGGCGGGCAUGGUGCCAAUAUCCAAGAGGGAAGGAUCAGUGGCAAGUCAAGCAACACAGGAUGGCUUACCCUCUGUUGUGGGAACUCUGGUGAAGACUCCAAGGGAGAUCCAUCAGUAGCAACUGGUGCCCCAGGGGACAGCGCACCAUCUGCUGUGGGAAGUUCGACACCUGCUCUUGUUGGUGACAAAGGCUGCCAGACUGCCAGUGUCAAUCACACCUGUGGUCAAGAUUUUGCCGGAGUAUUUGGAAACUCCAUGGGAGAUACUACAAUGGCAAAUGGAGAAGUCACAGAAGAUGGCAGACUGUCUGUUGUGGGAACUCAGGCCGCUGAUGUUGGUAGCCAUGGAGCCAAUAUCCAUCACCCAAACGGUGAAGAUUCCAUUGAAAUUUUACAAGAAUCCAAGGGAGAUACAACAAUGGCAAGUGGAGUGACGGAGGGUGCCAAAUUUUCUUCUGUGGUAACUCAGGCAGCUGAUGUUGGUGGUCAUGGAGCCAAUAUCCAUCACACAAAUGGUGAAGAUUCCACUGAUAUUUUACAAGAGCCCAAGGGAGAUACAACAAUAGGAAGUGAAGAUGCCAAACUGUCUGCUGUGGAAAGUCAGGCAGCUGAUGUUGGUGGUGGUAGAGCCAAUAUCCAUCUCACAAAUGGUGAAGAUUCUACCAAAACUUUUCAAGAGUCCAAGGGAGAUACAGCUUUGGCGUGUGGAGCCACAGAGGACUACUUAUUUUCUGCUGCUGGAACUCAGGCACCUGAUGUUGGUGGUCAGGAAGGCAACCAUGAAACCAAUAUCCACCCCUCGAGUGGUCUGCAUUCCACUGGAACGAUUCAAGAUUCCGAGGGAGAUACAUCAAUGACAAAUGGAGCCACAGAGGACGCCACGCCAUCUGCUGCUACAGAGGAUAUUGUAUUAUCUGCUGCUGAAACUCAGGCACCCGUUGGUAGUCAAGAAGGCAGCCACGGGACCAAUAUCCAUCACACGAAUGCUCUUGACUCCACUGGAAUGAUUGACACUUUCGACGGGGAUACAUCCAUGGCAAGUGGAGCCCCAGAGGACGACACGCCACCUGAUGUUGCUCGCGACGAAGGCUACCAGACUGCCAACGUCCAUGAAUCCAAUUGUGGCGAUUCUACUCGAGCAAUCGAACGCCCCAAGGAAGAUGAAACUAUUGCUGAGGGGAGCCAUGGAGUUAGCCAAUUUGCCAAACAGCUCAACAGCUGA
This is a messenger RNA of Linum trigynum, 3786 nucleotides long. The record is from the annotation of a GenBank genome assembly. Lineage: Eukaryota; Viridiplantae; Streptophyta; Magnoliopsida; Malpighiales; Linaceae.